AAUAGCCAAAAUCUUUGGAAUUUGAGGUAGUAAAGAGACAUAUCGUACUUUGACAUGAAACCUGUAUUUGUAACUCUAUUUUUGGUUAUGACUGUGGAUUCCGUACACAGUACAUGUCCAUUCGGCUGGAUAAGAUAUGAUUCUUCUUGUUAUUUGUUCCACAGAUCACCGGCGACAUGGAUAGACUCUUCUAAUUAUUGUCGAUCCCGUGGAGCCCACCUGGCUACUGUCCAAUCUGACUCGGAAAAGGACUUCAUUAAUGGUAUGAUUCAGAAUAUGCCCGGAGUGUACUGGUUAGAUGGAGUAGAUGAUGCAGCUGAGGGUAUAUGGGAGUGGGCUUCUACAGGCCAAAAGAUUUCCAUCAACCUGUGGUAUCCUGGUGAACCUAACAGGAGUUCACCACUAGAAGAUUGUAUGGAUACAUCAACAUAUUAUAAUGGAUUGUGGAACGACGAAGAAUGUAACUUUGACCAUUACAGUAUAUGCGAAAAACCACACUAGUAGAUGGACUUCUACACUAAUUAUUAUUUGUAAAGUAAAUUAUAUUUGAGUUCUUCUGUCUUGAUUAUAUGUAAUGUGAUGUUCAUUAUUUGUUCUGAAACCGACUCUGUGGUCUUGGCGAAGAGUGAUCGCCUCCGAGUGUAAGAGGUCGUGAAUACGAUCAUCUGUCCUGUCAAACAGAUUGACUUAGAAGAUGUUUCGCCGCUUAGCACUCGACAGUUGAAGGCAAAGUUGGACUUAGCUGGUAUUUGCUACAUGACUUAUACCUUAUUGUCUUGCUUUUGUUUUGACCGACAAAACAUUUCUCUUGUACAUUAAGCUUGCAUUAAUAUUUCUUCU
Mytilus trossulus (common blue mussel) is the source of this 840-nucleotide messenger RNA. Its product is annotated as galactose-specific lectin nattectin-like. The record is from RefSeq and is a predicted model, not a curated record. Gene Ontology annotation, molecular function: signaling receptor activity. The coding region runs from base 55 to 501 and encodes 148 amino acids. NCBI's taxonomy places the organism in Eukaryota, Metazoa, Mollusca, Bivalvia, Mytilida, Mytilidae. The transcript has 4 exons.